AUGUCUUGCAGCAACAGCAGCAACAGCAGCAGCAGCAGCAGCAAGAACAGCAGCAGCAGCAGCAGCAGCAGAACAAUCCAGAGCUCUCUUAAGGAUUUCUUUAGCAGCCCCUCUGCAAACCCUAGGCGCUCCUCUAAUGGGGGCCCCCUGGGGGCCCCUAUGGGGGGCCCCCAGGGGGGCCCCCUAGAUAAAAUUAAGUCUUCUAUAAUUGAUUUAACUGAAGAUGCAAAUACCUCUUCGUCUGUGGGGCCCCCAGCAGCAGCAGGGCCCCCACCUUUGAAGGGGCCCCAACCUGCAGCAGGGAACCCCUCGUUGAAGGGGCCCCCAGCAGCAGCAGGGCCCGAGGCCCCUAAGGGGCCCUCCGCCUCUAUAGAGAUCCCGCAGCGGAGGCGGGUUCUCCCAUGGGAACAUCCGCCUGUUGCUGCUGCAGCUGCUGCAGCAGCAGCAGCAGCACAAUAUCCAGCAGCAGCAGCAGCUCCAGGGGCAGCUGCUCCAGCAGCAGCUUCUACAGCAGCAGCAACUCCAGCAGCAGCAGCAGUAGAUGCAGUUGCUGUUGCAUGCGCUGCAGCAGGACUCCCCUUAGGUACUAGCGGCAGGCCGCUGCUGACGCUGCGGCUGCUGCUGCCGUUGCGGCUGUGUGUUGCUGCUGCUGCUUCGCUGCAGCAUUUGCUGCUGCCAGAGGAGCAGCAAUGCAUGCGCAGGUUGGCGGCCCUCUUAGGAGCUCCUAAAGCAGCAGCAGCAGCAGCAGCAGCAACAGGGCCAGCAGCAGUACAUGCUGCUGCUGCAUGCAGUGCUUCUGUUGAUGCUGUAGUGAAGGAGGAAGCAAGUGGAGCAGCAGCAGGAUCAGAAGCAGCUGCAACGAGUUCAGGAACAGCAGCAGCAGCAGCAGCAGCAGCAGAGGAGCCUCCUCUUAGCGAAGGGGCUCAGAUGCUGCUUGCCCGUUUGCUGCUGCAGUUGCUGCGUCUUAGCGUUGCCCCCCAACAGCCCCCUGCAGCAGCACGACGUGUUAACAACAACAGCAACAACAGCAGCAGCAGCAACAGCAGCAGCAGCAGCAGCUCAUGGAUCCGUCUUCCUCCUCUGCUGCGGGUAUCAAAGGAAGUACCAAGUGCUGCUGCUGCGCUGCGGGAGCUGCAGCAGCGCGAGCUGCUAGUGCUGUGGACACCGCACAAUCUACCUGCUGCUGCUGCUGCUGCUGCUGCACCAUUAGCAGCAGCAGCAGCAGCAGAAGCAGCAGCAUGCGGCCGCUGCGCGGUAUCCGUAGAUGGUAUAUGUGCAUGCACCUGGUCUGCUGCGUUGCAGUGUCUUUCUGCUGCUGAGGUGCGAGCAGCAGCAGAUGCUGCAUGCGCUGCACUAGGGGCCCACAAGGAGGUGUGGGGCCCCACAAGGAAGUAUAAAGGAAAAGGGGAGGUACUUGCUGCGCUGCAGCAGCUAGCAGCAGGGCAUAAGCCCUCCUUACCUGCCAGCAGCAGCAGCAGCAGCAACAGCAGCAGCAGCAGCAGACGUCUGGAAGAGUUCUUUGGGGCACCAAUUGCACGAACAAACAGCAGCAGCAGUCCGCAGGGUGCAGCAACAGCAGCAGCAGCAGCAGCAGCAACCCGUGCUGCAGUUCCUGCUGCUGUUGUUGCUGCUAUUAGGACCCUUCGUACAUUCGUAGUCAAUUGCUGCGGCUGCCUGGCGCAGCUGCAGCAGCAGCAGCUGCUGCUGCGCUCCUUGCGUCUCCUUUUUGUUGCAGUGCAUGCACCGCAUGCGGCAGCACUUGGCCCCACAGCAGCAACAGCACCAGGUUAUGUAGUUGCUGCUGCUGACCGUCUACUGGGGGACCAUCUGCAGCAACAGCAGCAGCAACAGCAGAAGCAGAAACAGCAGCAGCAGCAGCAGCACGAAGAGGAACUCCUUGCCCUUGCAUGCGCAGCAAUGCUGCCUGCAGUACAUCGAGUGUCUCAUCUUGUAGAUCUGCAGCUAAGGAAGGUGCCGCAGUAUUUGCAGCAGCAACAGCAACAGCAGCUGCUGCUGCUGCUACAGCAGCAGCAGCAGCAACAGCAGCAGCAGGAACUGCCACAACAAGAUGCAGACGUGGCACCGCGCACCGAUACGAACGGCCAUAGCAGCAACAGCUGCUGCACUAGCAGCAGCAGCAACAGCAGCAGCAACACUCAGGCAGCUCCUGGAGAACUGGAGACAGCAGAGCCCAAUGCUGCAGCUGCAGCAGGGUGCGUGCAUGCAUCAGCAACAGCAACAGCAACAGUAACACUAACAGCGGAAGCAACCCCAACAACAGCAGCAGCAGCAGCAGCUACAGCAGCAACCGCUGCAACAGGAGACCAAGCAUCAGCAGCAACAAAGCGCGAAGACCCCUCUGCUUCCGCUGUAGCAGCUACCUCAGCAGCAGAUACAGCAGCAGCAGCAGCAGCAACAGCUGCAGCAACACCGGCAGCAACAGCUGCAGCAACUGCUGCACGUGCAGCAGCAGCAGCAGCAGCAGCUCCAUCAGGAGAAGCAAUAGUAGCAGCAACUCCAACUCAUGAGACAAAGCUCCUACCCGUGUGGCGCUGCUGCUGCUGCUGCUGCAUGCAAAUGCAUACUUUUGGUUCUGCAGCAGCAGCAGCAACAUCAGCAACAGCAGCACCAACAGCUGCAGCAGCAGCAACAGCAGCAGCUGCAGCAGGAAGAGCAACACGGCAGCUAGUUGUUGAGUUUGCUGCUGCACUCUUAGCAGAGGUGCGGAUGUCUUAUGCAGCAAGUGAGGCAUCCAGACCAGCAGCAGCAGCAACAGCUGCAGCAGCAGCAGCAGAAGCAGAGGCGCUGCAGCUUGCUGCUGCUGCGGAGUGCUUCUUGCUGUCGCACAUCAAAGAAAAGCAGGCGGAGCAGCAGACAGCUGCAGCAGCAGCAGCAGAAGCAGAAGCAGGAACGAAGCCUGAAGCUGCAGCAGCAGCAGCAGAAUGGAAGAGCAGCAGCUGCUCAGACAUCGUGCCCGCACUAGCAGACCCUUCGGCUGCUGCUGCCGAACCAGCAGCAGCAGCUGCUGCUGCAGCAAAUGCUGCUGCUGCUGCUGCUGCUGCUGCUCGCUUUACUGCUCCCUAUCUAUGGGCCUCCGUGCUUAGCCAAUCUGUGCAGCUAUUGGAGCAAAGGAGACAAUAUGUUGCUGCUGUUGACCGGCUGCUGCUCCUGCUGCAGCUGCAUGAACUAUACUCUCCUCCUGCAGCAGCAACAGCAGCAGCAGCAGCAAAAGCAGCAGACACAGCAGCACACACAGCAGCAGCAAAGUCCUCAGAGAAGGAGAACAAGAAAGAAACGGAAGAAACUAUGCCGGCAGCCGAACAGCAGCAGCAGCAACAGCAGCAGCAGCAACAGCAGCAGCAAUGGCAUGGAGUAUUUAGACACCGCGUAGGUAAAUGGUAUAAUAGAUUGACUGUGCUGCUGCUGCAGCAUCUGCAGCAGCCGCAGCAAGCCGUUGCUGCUGGUGUCCGCUGCCUAAGGGAAGGAGACACCAUAAGACUAACAGAGAGACAAGAGGUAGCAGCAAGAGUUAUUAAGGCUGCGCUGUAUAUACACCGCAAGGGACUAGCUAGUAGCUGGCAGCAGGUACAGCAGCAAGCACAAGAGCAGCAGCAGCAAAUGCAGCAGCUGCAGCUGCAGCAGCAGGAGGUGGUUCUAUCCGGUACAGACAGCAGCAUGCCUGAGGACGACAGCAGCAACACCAGAAGAAGACGCAAACGUUCUGCUGCAGUAGGCAGCAGCAGCACCGAGGAGAGCAACAGCAGCAGCAGCAGCAGCAGCAGCAGCGAGAGUGACAGCAGCAGCGACAGCAGCAGCAGCAAGAAAAGAAGCAGCAAGACACAACCUACCGCCAAUCGUCGGCCUCCUCCUAGGAAGCGUCGUAGAGCUAUGAGUAGACAGAGAAGCAGCAGCAGCAGCAGCAGCAAGAGGAAGACCAAGCAGCAGCAGCAACAGCAGCAGGAGAAGGAGGAGCAGCAGCAGGAGCAGCAGCACGUAUUUUUGGAGUUAUUACCUGCUGACGUGCAUGCAUCUGUGUUGCAGGCGUAUGAAGAGCAGCAGCAACUGCAGCAGGAGCUACCUAUAUGUGUUGUUGCUGCACGUCCUCUUGCUGCAGCAGCAGCAGCAGGACGCAGCAGCAUAUUUGUGGGGUGGGACUCGCAGCUGCUGCGCGUAGAGCUGCUGGCGCUGCAGCACUAUAAGAUGUUUGGUGGUUGGCGGGGUGUACAUGAUGAAGGUGCAGCAAUAAGGAGUCUAUUCCUUAUCUUUACUGCAGCAGCAGCGCAGCAGCAGCAGCAACAGCAACAGCAGCAACAGCAGCAGCACGGACUCGCCGGGGUUGUGCUGAUGUCUGAUACAUACACAGAAAACGCGAAACAGCAGCAGCAGCAGCAGCAGCAGCAGCAGCAGCAGGCAGCAGGUGCAGAAGCAGCAGCAGCAGCUACAACCCUUGCAGUUGCAUUCUUACCUGAAGCAAAUCCUGCUGAGCAGUUGCUGCUACCGGAGCAGCAGCAGCAGCAGCAACUGUUGCUGCAGCAGCUGCAGCGGAGCAGCAGCAGCGAAGUUCGUGCCCUAUUUAAGGCAGCAGUUGCUGCGGUGUAUGGGCAGCAGAUAAGAGGUGUAUGUUGGGACUGCGAGGCCCUAGAUGCAGACAAUUAUUCUGCUGCUGCUGCUCAGCAGCAGCAGCAGCAGCAGCAGCAGCAGCAGCAGCAGAGGCCAUUUUUAGAUGAAGAAGGGGACGAGGAGACAGGAGAGGACGACCUUGACGAUUCCCUUCAUUCACCAGGCAUAUCUCUACAACCGCAGCAGCAGCAGCAGCAGCAGCAGCAGCAAUCACAGCAGCAACAGCAGCAGCAACAGCAGCAGGAGAGAGCAGCAGAUUUUUAUAGCUCUCUUGCUGCAGCAAUAGGUGGGGUUGCUCUUUCUUCUAUUUUUUAUUUAUUAAGAGAAGAUUAUAAAGGAUGGGCAGCAGGUCUACCUGAUCUAUUACUAUGGAGACCUAAGCAGCAGCAGCAGCAGCAAGAAGAGCAGCAGCAGCAAGAGCAGCAGCAACAGCAGCAGCAAGAGCAGCAGCAACAGCAGCAGCAAGAGUGGGAAGUAAUGCUUGUAGAAGUGAAGGGACCAAGAGAUAAUCUCUCCAAUAAACAAAAGUAA
This is a messenger RNA of Eimeria maxima, 5151 nucleotides long. Its product is annotated as Proteophosphoglycan 5, related, related. NCBI's taxonomy places the organism in Eukaryota, Apicomplexa, Conoidasida, Eucoccidiorida, Eimeriidae. Gene Ontology annotation, molecular function: 5'-flap endonuclease activity; flap-structured DNA binding; 5'-3' exonuclease activity. The coding region runs from base 1 to 5151 and encodes 1716 amino acids. The transcript has a single exon. Gene Ontology annotation, cellular component: nucleus. The record is from RefSeq and is a predicted model, not a curated record. Gene Ontology annotation, biological process: interstrand cross-link repair.